Messenger RNA from Xenopus laevis (African clawed frog), 8333 nucleotides. RefSeq lists its product as uncharacterized. The record is from RefSeq and is a predicted model, not a curated record. The coding region runs from base 160 to 7815 and encodes 2551 amino acids. NCBI's taxonomy places the organism in Eukaryota, Metazoa, Chordata, Amphibia, Anura, Pipidae. The transcript has 6 exons.
CUCUUCCUGUUAGCUCACAGAAUACAUUAAAUACUCAGUUAGAGGGCGGGGCUUGCAGCAGAGUGAGAGGGGAAGCAGAGUGUCUGCACUGCACGUCUGUACAAGCUGCUCGCAUCCAAUAGGAACAGCACGUCUCUCAGUGGACAAUAACAAAGAAAGAUGGAAGGCUCAACACCCUGUUUAAGUGAAAUGCUCAGCAGUGUUGAGGCAGCACAGGCCAAACUGGACAGCAACCCCUUCACCAUGGGAGAAGUAUUGAAGAAAGUUGGCGAUUCCAGCAAUCAGCCAGCUAUAGUAAUGGGACACAAACAGUAUGAAUGUGAUCUGUGUGGCCGUUGCUUCUCUGACUCUUCUAACCUUAGGCGUCAUAAAUAUAUCCACACAGAAGUGAAGCCUUAUGUCUGUGAUGAAUGUGGAAGCAGCUACCGACGGAAAUCUUUGCUUGUCCGCCACCGCCUAGUUCAUACAGGGGAAUACCCAUUCCAGUGUGCCUACUGCUCCAAAGGUUUUCGAGACUCUGCUGCUCUACGCGUGCAUUCCCGCAAGCACACAGGAGAAAGGCCCUACAGUUGUCCUGUGUGUCAGAAGAGCUUUUCCACUGUCCGCUAUAUGAAAAUACAUCAGGAAAAACACACCACACAAAAGAAUUUACAAAUGCAAAACAAACCGCAGGAAAGUUCUGUGACUAAAGAUGAUGAUUUACCAAUGGAAUUUCAGUGUUCGUUCUGUAGUAAAUGCUUUGUCACUAAGGAAGAGCUACAAGGACAUCGACCCUUGCACAUAAAAUUUGGGCCUUCGGGACAGAAGCUGUACGAAUGUGAAGAAUGUAAGAAAUGCUUUACUAAUCCAUCCAAUCUGAGGCAACACGUUCUCAUUCACACUGGGAUGAAGCCUUUCACCUGUAAUGUGUGUAACCAACGAUUCCGACAAGCCACUCACCUUCAGCGACACCAUUUGAUUCAUACUGGAGAGCGGCACUUCAAAUGUUCUAUCUGCCAGAAAGGAUUUCGUGACACUAGUGAUUUGUUAAAGCAUCAACGAGUUCACACUGGGGAGAGGCCAUUUCAGUGUUCUAUAUGUGGAAAAAGCUUCAAGGACCUCUCUAAUGCUAAUAUUCACAAGCAAAAGCAUUUUAAAGAAAAUCCUAUUUCUGAUGAGCAAUCUUCUUCCUCUUUUUACUCUCAGCCUGUAUUCUCUUUAAAAAACACAGAUACAGAACCAAAAUAUUCACAAGAACAAUUGGAUUCCAAACAUAAAGCACACGAUCCUGCUGUUCCUGUGGCUGAAAAUGAAAACAGUGAAGAUAGCUUUAAAUGUAGAUCUAUUCAUGAUGAAAAUCCUUCUUCCUCUGUUUACUCUCAGCCCGAAUUCUCUUUAAAAAACACAGACCUUAAGCAUCAUAAAUAUAUCCACACAGGACUGAAGCCUUAUGUCUGUGAUGAAUGUGGAAGCAGCUACCGACGGAAAGCUCUGCUUGUCCGCCACCGCCUAGUUCAUACAGGGGAAUACACAUUCCAGUGUGCCUACUGCUCCAAAGGUUUUCGAGACUCUGCUGCUCUACGCGUGCAUUCCCGCAAGCACACAGGAGAAAGGCCCUACAGUUGUCCUGUGUGUCAGAAGAGCUUUUCCUGUGUCCGUUAUAUGAAAAUACAUCAGGAGAAACACACAACACAAAAGAAUCUGCAAAUGCAAAACAAAGCGCAGAUAAUUUCUGUGAAAGAAGAUGAGGAUUUACCAGUGGAAUUGCAGUGUUCGUUCUGUAGUAAAUGCUUUGUCACUAAGGAAGAGCUUGAAGCACAUCGCCCCUUGCACAUAAAAUUUGGGCCUUCGGGACAGAACUUGUACGAAUGUGAAGAAUGUAAGAAAUGCUUUACUAAUCCAUCGAAUCUGAGGCAACACGUUCUCAUUCACACUGGGAUGAAGCCUUUCACCUGUAAUGUGUGUAACCAACAAUUCCGACAAGCCACUCACCUUCAGCGACAUUAUUUUAUCCAUACUGGAGAGCGGCACUUCAAAUGUUCUAUCUGCCAGAAAGGAUUUCGUGACACUAGUGAUUUGUUAAAGCAUCAACGAGUUCACACUGGGGAGAGGCCAUUUCAGUGUUCUAUAUGUGGAAAAAGCUUCAAGGACCUGUCUAAUGCUAAUACUCACAAGCAAAAGCAUUUUAAAGAAAAGUCUAUUUCUGAUGAGCAAUCUUCUUCCUCUUUUUACUCUCAGCCUGUAUUCUCUUUAAAAAACACAGAUACAGAACCAAACUCUUCACAAGAAAAAUUAGAUUCCAAGCAUAAAGCACACGAUCCUGCUGUUCCUGUGGCUGAAAAUGAAAACAGUGAAGAUAGCUUUAAUUGUAGACCUAUUCCUGAUGAGCAACCUCCUUCCUCUUUUUACUCUCAGCCUGUAUUCUCUUUAAAAAACACAGAUGCAGAACCAGAAUAUUCACAAGAAGAAUUAGAUUCCCAACAUAAAUCACACAAUCCUGCUGUACCUGUGGCUGAAAAUGAAAACAGUGAAGAUAGCUUUAAAUGUAGACCUAUUCCUGAUGAGCAACCUCCUUCCUCUUUUUACUCUCAGCCAGUAUUCUCUUUAAAAAACACAGAUGCAGAACUAGAAUAUUCACAAGAAGAAUUCGAUUCCCAACAUAAAUCACACGAUCCUGCUGUACCUGUGGCUGAAAAUGAAAACAGUGAAGAUAGCUUUAAAUGUAGACCUAUUCCUGAUGAGCAUCCUUCUUCCUCUUUAUACUCUCAGCCAGUAUUCUCUUUAAAAAACACAGACCUUAGGCAUCAUAAAUAUAUCCACACAGGACUGAAGCCUUAUGUCUGUGAUGAAUGUGGAAGCAGCUACCAACGGAAAGCUCUGCUUGUCCGCCACCGCCUAGUUCAUACAGGGGAAUACACAUUCCAGUGUGCCUACUGCUCCAAAGGUUUUCGAGACUCUGCUGCUCUACGCGUGCAUUCCCGCAAGCACACAGGAGAAAGGCCCUACAGUUGUCCUGUGUGUCAGAAGAGCUUUUCCUGUGUCCGUUAUAUGAAAAUACAUCAGGAGAAACACACAACACAAAAGAAUCUACAAAUGCAAAACAAACCGCAGGUAAUUUCUGUGAAAGAAGAUGAGGAUUUACCAGUGGAAUUGCAGUGUUCGUUCUGUAGUAAAUGCUUUGUCACUAAGGAAGAGCUUCAAGCACAUCGUCCCUUGCACCUAAAAUUUGGGCCUUCAGGACAGAAGCUGUACGAAUGUGAGGAAUGUAAGAAAUGCUUUACUAAUCCAUCCAAUCUGAGGCAACACGUUCUCAUUCACACUGGGAUGAAGCCUUUCACCUGUAAUGUGUGUAACCAACAAUUCCGACAAGCCACUCACCUUCAGCGACAUUAUUUUAUCCAUACUGGAGAGCGGCACUUCAAAUGUUCUAUCUGCCAGAAAGGAUUUCGUGACACUAGUGAUUUGUUAAAGCAUCAACGAGUUCACACUGGGGAGAGGCCAUUUCAGUGUUCUAUAUGUGGAAAAAGCUUCAAGGACCUGUCUAAUGCUAAUACGCACAAGCAAAAGCAUUUUAAAGAAAAGUCUAUUUCUGAUGAGCAAUCUUCUUCCUCUUUUUACUCUCAGCCAGUAUCCUCUUUAAAAACGACAGAUGCAGAACCAGAAUAUUCACAAGAAGAAUUGGAUUCUAAACAUAAAGCACUUGAAUCUGCUGUUCCUGUAGUUAAAAUAGAAAACAGUGAAGAUAGCUUUAAUUGUAGACCUAUUCAUGAUGAGCAUCCUUCUUCCUCUUUAUACUCUCAGCCCGUAUUCUCUUUAAAAAACACAGAUGCAGAAACAGAAUAUUCACAAGAAUUGGAUUCUAAACAUAAAGUAUUUGAUCCUGCUGUUCCUGUAGUUAAAAUAAAAAACAGUGAAGAUAGCUUUAAAUGUAGACCUAUUCCUGAUGAGCAUCCUUCUUCCUCUUUAUACUCUCAGCCUGUAUUCUCUUUAAAAAACACAGAUGCAGAACCAAAAUAUUCACAAGAAGAAUUGGAUUCUAAACAUAAAGCACUUGAAUCUGUUGUUCCUGUAGUUAAAAUAGAAAACAGUGAAGAUAGCUUUAAAUGUAGACCUAUUCCUGACGAGCAUCCUUCUUCCUCCAUUUACUCUCAUCCCGUAUUCCCUUUAAAAAACACAGAUACAGAACCACAAUUUUCACAAGAAGAAUUACAUUCCAAACAUAAAGCAUGCGAUCCUGCUGUUCCUGUGGCGGAAAAUGAAAACCGUGGAGAUAGCUUUAAAUGUACAAUUUGCAAAAAAACUUUUGCUCGAGUUUCAGGUCUUCGUUGCCACUACCAGAUUCAUACAGGACUUCGUCCUUUUGGUUGUCAUCUAUGUGAGAAGACUUUUAGGCAGCUUUCUCAUCUGAACCGGCAUAAGAAAAUUCACACUGGAGAAAAACUGUAUCGUUGUACAAUCUGCCAGAAAGCUUUCCGUGAGUCUAGUGAUCUGCUCCGUCACCAGAAGGUACACACUACGGACAACUUGUUCCGUUGCCGUCUGUGUCGGGAGACUUAUACACAAAUACAACAACUUCAGGCACAUGAACUAAGUCAUGGAAAAAAUGAUUUUUUCGAUACUAACAUUUUCGGCGAUGAGGAUAACAGCAACUCAAUUGAAGUAAUUUUGGAAGACAUCCAAUACGUUCACUUCCCAAAGAAGACCAAAGAGCUAAAGAUGGCGCCUGUGAGCUGCGCUGAAUCUGCACCUAUAGCGGAAAUCUUCAUGAGUAUCCCUUACGUUCCAGUAAAUUUGGGUGUGUUGCAAGAACAAGCAACUGCAGCAAAGAACAGGUCCUCUCCAGCGGAGUUCAAGGCAGUCAUCAUCUCCCAAGUGCUCUUCUUCCUUUAUUCCCCGGCGUUUGGUGGCGCAAGCGUAGUAGGAGGCAUUUACUGGAAAGUUUGGACUUGUGAAAUGGAAGCUAAUGCAGGGGAGGAGGGCAUCCACUUUCAGAACUACCCUUUUGAUUUCUUGGAGUUCCUGAACCAUCAACGCUUUGAGCCUAUGGAAUUGUACAACCACCAUGAGCACGCAAAGGCCGUAGCAGCACUUCCUUGCCCUCCACCUCAGUACGAUUAUAAUCAUCAGGCCCAGCCCAAUCACGUUCAGUUUGCAAGCACUAGCACUUCAAAACCUAAAGAAUUUAAAGUUGAAGCCCCUUCUUCCUCUUCACUUUCUCCCAGCAAAAAGCCAGAUAUAAUAGCUACCACACAGCAGUUCAACAAUCAGCCCCCAAUCGCAGCUACCCAGACAAUUUUUGACAGUACUUUCAAUACAGCACAGUGGGGGAUUGUUGAUCUAUCAAGUCACCAACAUCUUUUCAACAAUCUGAAACGUAGUCUCCCUGUAGCUCAGGGACAGGUGCAAGCUGAAGACGAGAACAAGGACGAUAAAAACUACUUUCGCCGCCUAAAAUAUCUCAUUGACCGUCGCUUUCCUUGCACAGUUUGUCAAAAGUCAUUUAAGCAAUCAUCCCAUCUAGUACAGCACAUGCUGGUGCACACUGGUGAACGGCCCUACGAGUGCAACACUUGCGGGCGCACAUACAAUCACAUCUCCAGUUUGAUAAGACACAGACGUUGCCAUAAAGAGGAAACAGAAGCUAAUACACUCCCUCCCCCAGACGGAGAGGCGGCUGCAGCAGCUGCAGUGGUGGCGGCAGCCGCCGCUGCAAUGUCUGAGGCAGCAGCUGGGUCUGCUGAGAUGUCUGUAACUGGCAGUGAUCAGAGUAUUUCUUUAACCCAAGAUGGGCCAUUCACGUGCAGCCUUUGCUGGAAGGUGUUUAAGAAACAAAGUCAUCUUCAUCAGCACCAGAUCAUACACACGGGAGAGAAGCCAUUCAGCUGUAGCGUGUGCGCAAAGAGCUUUAAUCGUCGCGAGAGUUUAAAACGUCACGUGAAGACCCAUUCUGACUCCAUGAAAGUUCAGUGUGAGGUUUGUGGAAAAUCAUUUCGGGACACUUCAUACCUGUUGAAGCACCAAGCCACGCAUACAGGUGAGAGGCCAGAUUACAAAUGUGAAUUGUGCGGCAAGUCUUAUGCUGCCCCCCAGAGCCUUUUGAGACAUAAACAGGUUCAUGAGCAAGGUCUGGCCUUGCAGCAGCCAUUGGUGCAGCCAUCAUUAGUGCAGCAGCCAUUGCUACAGCAGCCAUUGGUGCAGCAUCCAUUGGUACAGCAGCAACCAUCCCUCAAUGAAGUGAUUAAAGAACCCACAUCAUCGGUUACAAUAGAUGCAGCUUCUCUUCUAGGUACAGAUGUAGCAAAUGUUGGCCAAGCUGCUGUUAGUGUAAUUGGGAAAAUUGGAUCUAUUUUUGGUCCUACCUCUUUACAAAAACCGUCUUCUGUAAAUAACAAUGCUAAGACUUUCUGCUGCAAUGUUUGUGGACGUGGCUUUGGUAGACGGGAAACUCUUAAGCGACAUGAACGCAUUCACACUGGAGAGAAGCCGCAUCAGUGUUCAAUCUGUGGCAAGCGAUUCAGAGAGUCAUUUCACCUCACUAAACACCAUGUAGUGCAUACCAGAGAGCGACCGUAUAAAUGUGAGUUAUGUGGAAAGGUCUUUGGCUAUCCUCAGAGCUUGACACGCCAUAAACAGAUCCACAGACUCCAGCUACCUUGUUCAGUGGCAAUUGGGACUCUUCCGCCGGACAUACUUACAUUUGGAUGUACAGAUUGCGGAGAGAGGUUUCCUGACUCUUUUCACCUUAUGAACCACAAGGAGUUGCACAUGAAUGAGAAGCCUUAUGUAUGUGAUACAUGUGGUAAAUGUUUUGGAUUUAUAGAAAAUUUGAUGUGGCACAAGCUAGUACAUCAGACCGCGCUGGAACGUCUCCAUCCUGUAAGUCAAUGUCAAGAUGUAGCAGAAGGUCAGCAAGUAAAUUGCUCAGAGAAUAGUGCCCCCAGUGUGGUUUCUGGAACUGAAGUUGCCGCAGCAGCAGUAGCUGCUGGAGUUGUGUCUUCUACUUUUGAGGAACACCCUAUGGUCCCAAGUGGGGAGAGGUUUUCAUGCAGUAUUUGUGGUCAAAGUUUCAAGCACUUUCUUGGCCUGGUUACACAUAAGUAUGUUCACUUAGUAAGACGCACUCUUGCUUGCAAUGUAUGUGGACAGAAUUUUGCAGGGGCAUAUGAACUGCUAAUUCAUCGGCGCACCCACUUGCAGAAGCGGCAUUUCACUUGCUCUGUGUGUGGAAAGCGUUUUUGGGAAGCAGCUCUCCUCAUGCGUCAUCAGCGCUGCCAUACUGAAGAAAGACCUUACCGCUGCACUAUUUGCGGCCGUGGCUUCUUGCAUUCUUGGUAUCUUCGUCAGCACAAAGUGGUGCACACUGGGGAGAGAGCGUACAAGUGUGCUCUGUGCAACAAACGAUUCGCCCAGUCAUCUAGUCUGGCGGAACAUCAGCGGUUGCACAUUGUGGCUCGUCCUCAGCGUUGCGCGACCUGUGGCAAGACUUUCCGUUACCGUUCCAAUCUUUUAGAACAUCAACGUGUGCACUUAGGUGAAAAGAUUUACCGCUGCGACCAAUGCGGGAAGAGUUUCUUUUACAUUUCGUCCAUCCUUCGGCACCAGCGUUCCCAUGAUGCUAAACCAGACCUGCGUUGUUCUUGUUGCCUCAAGCUUUUCAAGGACCCAAAGUAUUUUAGUAAACAUGUGCAAACCCACCAGGGUGGUCGGCCUUUCAAAUGUGGAGCCUGUGGUGAGGCCUUCAACAAUACCUAUGGACUAAAGAAGCAUCGGCACACACAUAAAAUGGAGAGAUUAGCUGCUGCUGCAGCACUUGUUGAAGGACAGAAGACUUUGUAACCAGGUUCUUACUAACUACUUGCAAAUAUUAUAACCUUGCUAUUGCUCCUCACCGACCACAUUUUAUGUAACGUUCCCUUACUGUAACUAUAAGAGGGUUGAGAUAUUGUAAUUAGUCCAUAUUUUGUGUUUAAAUGCAGUGUCACAGGAGACUGUGAGCAGAGUUAGACAUUACCUGUGCUGGACAGGUGGGUAUCUGUUCAUUGAAUAUUAAAACCUUUGCUGCUGUAACAUCGGCUACAAGUAAUAAUGAAAUAUAGUCAGUGCUGUGAAUUACUGCCAUUAUCAUUUUCUACUGUUGAGAAUGGUAAAACUGCAAAAGUAAUGUACAAACAGAAAUAAAUGCUAUAAACUGUAAUAAUAUCAUUUACCCAAGAGAACAGUGAAUCUGAAAUAUACAAAAAAAGAAUUCUAAAAUGUUGUAAAAAGGGUCCAUUUCCUAUCUAGAUGUAAAAAAAAAAAAAAGAGUUUUUGGAUUUGGCACAGAAGAAAUGGACCUGAUAAAAGGCAUUAUGAAA